Glycine soja is the source of this 1340-nucleotide messenger RNA. RefSeq names its product CRIB domain-containing protein RIC7-like. NCBI's taxonomy places the organism in Eukaryota, Viridiplantae, Streptophyta, Magnoliopsida, Fabales, Fabaceae. Bases 415 to 1044 code for a protein of 209 amino acids. The transcript has 5 exons. The record is from RefSeq and is a predicted model, not a curated record.
UGGAGGAUAAAAAACCACUGCUCUCUUUGUUUUCACUUUUGAGAUUUUUCCAACCUGAAGACUCCCUCUUCUUGGUUGGUUUUUUCUCCUACACAACCAACCAACCAAGAACCAUGCACAUCUUUUUCUCUGCAUAACUUCUCCCGCCCCUGCCAACAUGACUUGCAUGCAUGUGUGUGUUAACUCUUCUUCACUUUUACAUGCAUGCUUGAGGUUUUGAGGUUUCAACAUUAGAUGGGCUUAUAAAGUCAUCAUAUACACACUCACAUAUAUAUAUAUGGUUAAUAUAAAUAUUUGUUCUCAAGAAGGAUUUAGUUGAUUCCAUUGAAGAUUGAAUGCACUACCACCAGCACCUUUAAGUGGAAGGUUAAUUUCUGGUGUAAAUAUAUCAACGAGCUUUAUCUACAUAAAUUAAUGUCGACCAAGGUGAAAGGCAUCCUUAAAGGACUUAGAUACAUAUCCCAAAUAUUCGAAGAGAAAGAAGAAGAAUUUCAAAUUGGGUUGCCAACUGAUGUAAAGCAUGUAGCACAUAUUGGAUCAGAUGAUCCAUCAGCAAAUGCACCAAGCUGGAUGACCGAUUUCAAAGGAGGAAAAGAACCCCCAUCAGGAAACCCUACUCAGACAGUUGAAGAACGUGAGAAAAAGGCAUCAUCAAAUUCCAAACGUUCCAAAAUUCGCAACCACUUGAUUCCUAAGUCUCGGCACAAUUCAAUCGACAUUGAUCCUGACGCACCCAAACAGAAGGCCACACGCCGCCACAAUCGCUCUUCAGACCCCUCCGCGGACUCCUCCAACCAUGAAUCCUCUAGCGGCUCCCGCCAACGCCACCACCGUGGAUCCAACCACGACCCAGGGUCUCUAUCAUCGCAAGAGAUGCCGCCGACCGGCCCCAAAACCAAUCGAAGAAAAUCGAAGGCCUCCGAAGACGGUUCAACGAAGAAGCCCUCAUCUCGGAGAUCGUCCAAAGGAGAUUCUCUAACUGAUAUUUCUAUUUCAGAUUUUGGAUCUGACUCUAGGCCUGAAAGUGAGCUCACGACCCAUUAGGGUUUAAAUUGGAGUGAGUGUCAGUUAGAGAGUUAUAUAAAAAUAUGCUCUAAUAAUGAUCAGAAAAAUUCAAAACAAGAUAACAAGACUUUAGGGUGUAUUUGGUUUAAAGGAUGAAAAUAGAGAAUAUGAAAAUAUAAGAGAAAUUUUUUAAUUAAAGUAGAAUGUAAAAGAUGUGACUUUCACAUAAAAAGUACAAAAUUUCUCUUAUAUUUCUCUCAUUCCAUCCCAAAUCAAACACAAUCUUAGGGAGGGAGAGGAGACGAAAAAGAAAUGUUUGUUUUGCAGGUUGUAAA